CCAUUCGGUGUUGUUACUUGCUACUGUUUACAUCAUCUCAUUACAUAACGUUCCUUCCGCCGCGGUUGUUCCGGAUUAUUCGCGAUGCGUGCUCUAGUGGUGUGGUGGUGCGGUGCACUGUUGCUGAUGCUGCUGCUGGGACUUGCCUCCUGCAGUCCAGUCCAGCAGUCAUGGGAGCACGAUAACGGGGCGCACGAGUGGGAAGUGGCAGCAGAUGAGAAUGGAAACAUGCGCCUCGUGUCGUAUCGCAACCCAUACCCGCUAUCGGAAGACGAGGACGGCAAGCGACAGCGGCGUGACUUUCAACCGGAGCGUGACGUUCAGUUUCUGCUCUACACUCAGGCGAACCCGGAAACACCUCAAGUGUUACGCAACGGGGACACCGCGGGUCUUCAGGCAUCCAACUUUAACCGCAACAACCCGACCCGCAUGAUCGUCCAUGGGUGGCUUGGAACACCAAACUCCGAGAUUAAUCGGUUGGUGCGUUCCGCGCUCUUUUUCGUCGGUAACUACAACAUCAUCUUCGUUGACUGGAGCGUUGGUUCGCUGGAUGAGUUCUAUCCCAACUCCCGCGAGCUGGUGUAUGCCGUCGGUGCGGCCGCUUCGAAUAUGCUCGACUUUCUGGCCCUGUACGGUGACCUGCAGAAGCACGAUGUGGUCGUUGUAGGGCACAGUCUGGGCGCCCAUGUGGCGGGCAACGUGGGUAAAUGGCAAUCCGGUGCGUUGAGGACGAUUAUUGGGCUGGAUCCGGCAUUACCGUUCUUUGCUGGUGAUGCCCCGGAUCGGAUUAGGGACACGGAUGCGGAGUACGUCGAGAUUAUUCACACGAAUGGUGGUGUGCUGGGAUUCUUGGAACCGAUCGGUGAUGCUGACUUCUAUCCGAACCUGGGACGCAUUCAACCUGGCUGCGGUAGUGACGUUGGUGGUGGUUGUGCGCAUGCCCGGGCGGUUCAUUUCUACGUCGAAUCGAUCCUGUCACGCCACGGAUUCGUGGGGCAACAGUGUGAAUCGUUCCAGAACAUUCGCGAUGGCGUGUGCAGCGAGACGGGCGUGAGUGCGCGGAUGGGAGGAGAACCACCGAACGCCGGUGAUGCACCGCGAGGAAUCUUCUUCCUGCAGACGGCCAGCCGGUUUCCGUUCGCGAUCGGAUGCUGAUGACAAGCGUCUUCUUCAGGAC
This is a messenger RNA of Anopheles aquasalis, 1177 nucleotides long. RefSeq names its product pancreatic lipase-related protein 2-like. The record is from RefSeq and is a predicted model, not a curated record. Gene Ontology annotation, biological process: lipid catabolic process. NCBI's taxonomy places the organism in Eukaryota, Metazoa, Arthropoda, Insecta, Diptera, Culicidae. Gene Ontology annotation, molecular function: serine hydrolase activity; lipase activity.